Molecule: messenger RNA, 1674 nt
Organism: Saccharomyces cerevisiae S288C
Lineage: Eukaryota; Fungi; Ascomycota; Saccharomycetes; Saccharomycetales; Saccharomycetaceae
Gene: GGA1
Product: ubiquitin-binding protein
Exons: 1
Coding region: 1-1674 (557 amino acids)
Biological process (GO): vesicle-mediated transport; protein transport to vacuole involved in ubiquitin-dependent protein catabolic process via the multivesicular body sorting pathway; Golgi to endosome transport
Cellular component (GO): Golgi apparatus; trans-Golgi network
Molecular function (GO): phosphatidylinositol binding; ubiquitin binding
Source: RefSeq, marked reviewed
AUGCCACAAAGAAUUGAGCUUACCUCCGAACCAGUCAGAAAACCGCGGUCUACUGAGAGCUCACUACUCAGAAAGAUACAAAGAGCGUGUAGAUCCACAUUGCCUGAACCAGAUUUGGGCUUGAACUUAGAUGUAGCUGACUAUAUCAACUCAAAGCAAGGAGCAACCCCUAGAGAGGCUGUGUUAGCAAUUGAAAAAUUGGUCAAUAAUGGGGACACGCAAGCAGCUGUUUUUGCACUUUCACUACUAGACGUGCUGGUAAAAAAUUGUGGUUACUCUAUACAUUUGCAAAUCUCCAGGAAGGAAUUCUUAAAUGAUCUAGUGAAAAGAUUUCCAGAGCAACCACCAUUGAGAUAUUCCAAGGUGCAACAAAUGAUUCUUGAAGCCAUCGAGGAAUGGUACCAAACCAUCUGCAAACAUGCCAGCUACAAAGAUGAUCUUCAAUAUAUCAACGACAUGCAUAAAUUACUGAAAUACAAGGGUUAUACUUUCCCAAAAGUUGGGAGUGAAAACUUGGCGGUGUUGAGACCGAAUGACCAACUGAGGACACCUAGUGAGCUACAGGAAGAACAGGAAAGAGCUCAAGCUGCAAAACUAGAAGAGCUGCUAAGAAGCGGCAAGCCCGAUGAUUUGAAAGAAGCUAAUAAACUGAUGAAAAUUAUGGCGGGAUUUAAGGAUGACACUAAAGUAGCAGUCAAACAAGCAAUUAACAAUGAACUAAAUAAACUCAAAAGAAAAGCUGAUUUAUUCAACGAAAUGUUGACUUCAGCCGAUGAGCCUGAUCUUGAAAAUGAAGCUAUUCAAGAAUUGUAUGGCGACUUAAAAUCAGCGCAGCCGAAAUUCAAAAAGCUUAUUGAGGAAGAACGCGAUGACGAUGCGCUUGUUAGUAAUCUAUCAAAAUUUAACGAUCUAGUGAUCCAAUUGUUAAAAAGGUACAAGUCAAUAAAAGGUAUGAAGGAAGAAGAACUAAAUGUCCCCGAUACGAAUGAACCGGCAAAAGAGCUUAAUUUGAUAGAUUUUGAUGACGAUACAACAGCAAACACUCCAUCUGUGACAUCUCCAAGCAAAUCUUUGCAACCUUUUGACGAUCUUUUAGGGGAUUUUAAUAAGGUAAGUUUAUCAUCCCCAAAGUCUCCUCAAGAAAACGACACUGUUGUUGAUAUACUUGGUGACGCUCACUCAAAGUCAUCUGGUAUAGAUUUAUUAGAUUUUGAUUCGCAACCUGGAGAAAGUAAAACCGCUCUGUCCGCAUAUUCUAACUCGAUUGUUCUACCUAAUGGUUUACUAAAUAGUUCAAGUAACUCCAAGGAAAUCACAGCUCAAUCGCAAAGACAUAUACUUAACCAAUCGGAUCACUUACGCAUUGAUUACGAAUUAACUCGUGAGUCGAUGACAAAACUACGAUUAGUUAUCUUCUAUUCAAACAUAAGCAGUGAUCCAAUAACUAAUUUUGCACUUUUAGUGGCAUCACCUAAAGGCACGACAUUGUCUCUGCAACCGCAAUCGGGCAAUAUGCUCCAAAGUAACUCCAGAGAUGGUAUCAAACAGAUUGCUUCCGUAGAGGGUAUAUCUGUUAAUUUAGGUAAGCCCAUAAAAUUGAAAUGGAAGGCUAAUUACUGCACCAAGGGUGAUUCGAAGGAAGAAUCGGGCACGACCAGUUUGCCCACAAUAUAA